CACUGUCAUAUAAAAGGCCAAGUAAAUGAUAUCUCUCAAAGAGUUUUAACGUACAGUGGUGGAAGCAGCUUCCAUACAUCAUGGCUUUCCAUUUCGCCCUAAGCUGUUUCCUUCUGGCUAGCGUUGGCAUCUGCACCGCGACUUUUGGUGGACAUGAACACGUACACAUACGAGUGCACAUACCUGAAGAGCAUCAUGACGAUCACGGGCAUGGCGGCGGGCACGGCGGGGGAGGGGGCGGGGGAGGCGGCGGCUACGGAGGUCAUGGCGGCAGCUUAAGCGACCAUCUUCAUGGAGGCUUUGCGGACCACCUGAAAGAGCAUGAUCAUGGAGGCGGCGGCUAUGGAGGUGGCUUCGGAGGAGGAUUUGGCGGUGGUCAUGGAGGAGGCGGUGGUGGCCAUGAUUUCGGCGGAGGCCAUGAUUUCGGCGGCGGUCAUGAUUUCGGCGGCGGCGGCGGUGGUGGCUACGGCGGAGGACACGAUGGCGGAUUCGGCGGUGGUCAUGACUUCGGCGGCGGUCAUGGAAGCGAUGGUGGUCACGGGGAUCACGACUUCGGCGGUGGUCAUGAUUUAGGAGGCCAUGGGGGAUACGACCUUGGUGGAGGUGGAGGACAUGGUGGCGGCUUCGGAGGUGGUUUUGGCGGAGGUCACGGCGGUGGUUUCGGAGGUCACGACGAAGGAUUCGGCGGCGGUCAUGGAGGCGGCUUCGGUGGGAAUGAUGUAGGAUAUGGCGGUGGUCAUGGGGGAGGUUUCGGCGGCGGACAUGGUGAUGAUAUUGGUGGAGGAUAUGAUGGUGGACACGGCGGAGGUUUUGGCGGCGGCCAAGGCGGAGGUUUUGGCGGUGGCCUCGGAGGUGGUUUCGGAGGAUAUGGAGGCGGCCAUGACGACCACAGCAGUGGAUCUAGCCACGGAUUCUCUGGAGGUGAUAGCUAUGCAUCUGCACUGUCUGGUGGUCACGGGUCAGGAGGUUUUGGUGACGGUGGAGGUCACGGAGGUGGCCAUGAGGAGACAUACGCUGUAGUGAGUGUGGAAAAUAUAGGAGGAGGCGGUGGUGGUCACGGAGGAUAUUCAGGAGGUGGAGGAGGCUUCGGCGGUGGCCACGGAGGCGGUCUUGGCGGUGGCCACGGAGGAGGCUUUGGCGGUGGCCACGGAGGAGGCUUUGGCGGUGGCCACGGGGGAGGCCACGGGGGAGGCUUUGGCGGUGGCCACGGAGGAGGCUUUGGCGGUGGCCACGGAGGAGGCUUUGGAGGUGGCCAUGGAGACAGCUAUAGUAUAGGCGGGUCCAGUGGCCACGGAGGUCACGGAGGAUUCAGUUUGUCAGACUUGAGCCAUGGGCACGGAGGGGGUUUCGGUGACAGCUACACGAACGCGUUAGGAUCAGGCCACGGCGGUGGUCCUUACCAUAAAAGAAAAUGAAUACUUCAAAAACAUAUCAAAUCAAUUGAUUUUGUUUGAUUGUAUAGAGCCAACUAAGUCAUGUUCGCUGGUAAAGUGCGGUGCGGUCCAGUAUUAAAGUACAAUUGUAAAUAAGUUAUUAGCUUUAAGUUUAAGUGUUGUUAUGUUGUUAUUAUAUUAUUUUUUUAUUUAAA
Messenger RNA from Bicyclus anynana (squinting bush brown), 1588 nucleotides. RefSeq lists its product as uncharacterized. Bases 81 to 1415 code for a protein of 444 amino acids. The record is from RefSeq and is a predicted model, not a curated record. The transcript has 3 exons. NCBI's taxonomy places the organism in Eukaryota, Metazoa, Arthropoda, Insecta, Lepidoptera, Nymphalidae.